UUUUUUAAAAAAAAAAAAAAUUUUUUUUUUUUUUUAUAUAUUUUUAUAUGAAAAUAUAUAGUCAAAAUGACUUCCACCGAACCGCUUCUUUCUCUUUCUCAAAGGAGACCUAGUCUCUAUAGUUCGUCAAAUGGUUCUGCUUAUGAAGCUAUCCCCACACGUUCUUCAUUGUCAAGUGAAUUACCAGAGGAAAGACGACUUAGUUUUGAUUCCGAUUACGAAGAUAAUGAAUCUCAUAAAGCUUCAUUAGAAGAAGUGACUUAUGAGGAAGAAAGGCCUUGGAAAUAUAAAUUAAUUGCUUUAUUAUGCGUUUUGUCUUUAUCCGUGGGAAGUCAUUAUGCUGCUCAUACUCUUGGCGCUCUAAAGUCAAUCGUCAAGAAAGAAUUAGGCAUUUCAAAUUCGCAAUAUGGAGUUCUUCAAUCAUCAGUAUCAUUGGUUAAUACAAUUCUGCCCAUUCUUGGUGGAGUAUUUAUCGACAUAUUUGGCACCUCGAUUGGUUCCAUAUUGGCUACUUCUCUUAUUGCUAUAGGAAGUGUAUUUGUAGCAUUAUCAACUAAUUUAAGAUCGUUUGUUGUGAUGGUAAUUGGUAGAUUCUUAUAUGGAAUUGGUAGUGGGACUAUUGUUACAGUUCAAAUGGCCAUUUUAAGUCAUUGGUUUAAAGGAAAAGGACUGGCCAUUGUUGUAGGAAUUCAGGUUGCUGCGUCAAGAAUGUCAUCAUUUUUGGGCAAUCUGACGGUGGUCCCAAUCUGGGAAAGAACAGGAUUUUAUGGAUGGGCAUUUUGGUUUUCUGCGUUUCUUUGCAUCGUUUCAUUAAUAAUCAACAUCACAUACAUUCUUUUAAUGAGAAUACUCCAUGACAAAUUAUCACAACAAGAAAUGAUGAAGAUAAAACAAAAAAAACAUUUUAGCCCUAAAAAAGUAUUAGUAUUUCCUACUAUUUAUUGGAUCUUUGUUUUACUCGAAAUCUUAUUGGGUAGUGCAUGGACUUCAUUUUUACAUAUUCACACGGAAUUGAUAAAAACUAGAUGGAAUAGCACGGAUGAAUAUGCUGCUUAUACUUCUAGUAUUGCUCAGUUCUUACCAAUAUUCAUUUCGCCUUUCCUUGGAUACUUCUUAGAUCGUUUCGGAAAUCGUUCUUUAACAAUAAUCGCGUCUUCAGUUUUUCUUACUAUAUCAAUGUAUCUCAUUGGAUUCGUAGAAUUAUCACCUAUCAUAAUAGUUACAGGAAUGAUUUGUUUUUCAAUUUCACUUUCAUUAGGACCAGUAGGAUUGCUGUCAUCAAUACCGAUACUAUUGCCAUUAGAUUAUGUUGGUACAGCAUUAGGUAUAGUUAAAUCGAGUUUGAAUAUUGGAUCAACAAUUUAUGAUAUACUUGUUGGAUUAUUACAAGACUUGGAAGGAGGCAAAUAUGGAAUGGUAAUGAGCUUUUAUUUAGGCAGUAGUAUAUGUGCUAUAUUAGUAUCUAUAUUGUUGUAUAGUGUAGCAAAAAAUUGGCGUGAUGGUAUUUUGGAUAUGAAAGAUGAUGAAAGAAAAAGAAAACAUGAUACUGUGAAAGUUGAAGAAUUUAAUCAACCUACAAGAAAGAAUUAUUUUUAUAUCAUUACUUUUAUUGUUUUAUUAAUUGUAAGUUGGAUUUUAUUCUUUUUUAAAUUUUUUAUUGAUUAGAUAUAUAUUUAA
Molecule: messenger RNA, 1677 nt
Organism: Rhizophagus irregularis DAOM 181602=DAOM 197198
Lineage: Eukaryota; Fungi; Glomeromycota; Glomeromycetes; Glomerales; Glomeraceae
Biological process (GO): transmembrane transport
Molecular function (GO): transmembrane transporter activity
Source: RefSeq, a predicted model, not a curated record